GCAGCCUCGGGGCAGCUCGUCCCGGGUUAAGGUGGACCCGGGCAGACGGCGCAGCCUCUCGGAGGGUUCAGGCCGGAGCUGCCCGCUCGGGGUUGGGGCUCGGUCCGGAGCACCCCUGCUCCAGCCCAAGGAGACCACUCGGGCCCCAGCCCCGCAGCCCACCCCAGGACCGGGCGUCCGGGCAGAUGGCAAAGGUGUCCCCGUGCGGCGAGGGACGAUGGAGGGCGCCGAGGGAGCCGUGCGGACCCCCGUAGUGCGGUGUCCAGUGCUGCCUUGUAGGGCUCUGAAGAUGUCAAACAGCACCACAACACAGGAGUCUCUGGAAAUAAUGAAGGAGUCAGAAAAAAAGGUGGUUGAGGAAUCUGUGAACAAAACCAAAUAUGUAUCCAGGUCACCAAGCAAGGAGGAGGUGGAGAAGGAUGGGGGGGAGGAGGUCAGCGUGCGCCAGGAAUCUCAGAGGCGAACUUCAACCCAUGGACAUGCCAGAAAAAGAGCCAAGUCUAAUUCCAAGCUUAAACUGGUCAGGAGUUUGGCUGUUUGUGAAGAAUCAUCUGGCCCCUUUGUAGAUGGGCUGCUGGAAUCCCAGGAUAUCAUUCAGUUGCACGUUAGCUGCCCCUCCGACAAGGAAGAGGAAAAGUCCACCAAAGAUGGGGCUGAAAAAGAAGAAAAAGACAAGAAUAAAGACAAGGCACCAAGGAGAAUGCUGUCUCGAGAUUCCAGCCAGGAAUAUACAGACUCCACUGGAAUAGAUUUGCAUGAAUUUUUAGUAAAUACACUGAAAAAAAACCCACGGGACAGAAUGAUGCUGCUAAAGUUAGAACAGGAGAUUCUGGAAUUCAUUAGUGAUAACAACAAUCAGUUUAAGAAGUUCCCUCAGAUGACCUCUUACCACAGGAUGCUGCUGCACCGGGUAGCUGCCUACUUUGGCAUGGACCAUAACGUUGACCAAACUGGGAAGGCAGUGAUUAUCAACAAGACCAGUAACACACGAAUCCCUGAGCAGAGGUUCUCUGAGCACAUCAAAGAUGAGAAGAAUGCAGAGUUCCCACAGAGGUUUAUCUUAAAACGAGAUGAUACCAGCAUGGACCGAGAUGAUAAUCAGAUCAGACUCCCCUUGCAGGAUGGGAGAAGGAGCAAAUCCAUAGAGGAGAGAGAGGAGGAAUAUCAGCGGGUCAGGGAGCGGAUAUUUGCACGAGAGAGUGGGCAGAAUGGAUAUCUCACUGACAGCAGAAUCUCCAAAGAAGCCUUUUCUUCUAGUUCUCAAAAACGGAGGCAGAUUUUUAGGGGCAACAGAGAGACUUUGACCCGGGCCUCCAGCAGUCGCCAGAGCAGCACAGAAAGUGAGAUCAAAUCCCUGGAGCCUCGGCCGUGGAGCAGCACAGACUCAGAUGGUUCCAUCCGUAACCUGAGACCACCAGUUACCAAAGCCAGCAGCUUCAGUGGCAUCUCCAUCCUGACCAGGGGGGACAGCAUUGGGAGUAGCAAAGGCAGCACUGCCAGCAGAACUUCCAGGGCAGGUUUGGUGCUAGGUGCCCCUGAAGCAUGCAGCCAGUCCCCUUCUUCACAGCCCACCCGUGGCCUCCUGCCCUGCACAGCCCAACAGCCUCAACCACAGCCACCCCAACAACCACCACCACAGCCCCAAGGACUUCCACCUGCAGCAGCCCAGCAGCAGCCAGCCAUGAAUAACCACAUGCUGUCCCAGCCGGUCCCAGCGCUGCAGCCUGUUCAGUAUUCUCCAAGCUCCUGCCCCCAAGUCCUCUUGCCAGUCUCUCCACCCCAGCAGUACAACUUGGCAGAGGAGCUCAGCAGCCCCUUUGGGCAGAUCAGCCUCAGCCGCCAGGGCUCUACAGAAGCACCAGAUCCUUCCUCAGCUCUGUUCCAGUCAUCCCUCAUCUCCCAGCAUCCUCAGCAGACAGGAUUCAUCAUGGCAGCCCCUGGCCAGCCCAUCCCCACUUCCAACUACUCGGCCUCAGGGCACACGGCCCCCACCCAGCAGGUGCUGCAGCCCCAGGGCUACAUUCAGCCUCCCCAGCAAAUUCAGGUUUCUUACUACCCUCCUGGGCAGUACCCAAACUCCAGCCAGCAAUAUCGAUCUCUCAGUCACCCAGUGGCCUACAGCUCCCAACGCACUCAGCAGCUCCCCCAGCAGUCCCAGCAGCCUGGUUUACAGUCAAUGAUGUCCAACCAGCAGCAAACAUACCAAGGUGUCAUUGGAGUGCAGCAGGCACAGCCCUCUGGGCUCCUCAACAGCCAGAGGAACAGCAUGGGGGGCCAGAUGCAGAGUGUGAUGGGAGUGCAGCAGGCACAGCCUCCUGGCCUUCUCAGCAGCCAGAGGAGCAGCAUGGGGAGCCAGAUGCAAGGCAUGAUGGUCCAGUACACUCCACUGCCUUCAUACCAGGUUCCUGUGGCCAAUGAGUCCCAGAGUGUGGUCCAGCAGCCCUUUCAGCAGCCAGUGCUGGUACCAGCAAGCCAGUCUGUUCAGGGGGGUCUUCAGGCUGGAGGGGUACCCAUCUACUACAGUGUCAUCCCAGCUGCCCAGCAGAAUGGCACCAGCCCUUCGGUGGGGUUCCUCCAGCCUCCUGGCUCUGAACAGUAUCAAAUGCCACAGUCCCCAUCCCCCUGCAGCCCACCCCAGAUGCAGCAGCAGUAUUCAGGGGUGUCUCCAUCAGGCCCUGGUGUGGUUGUGAUGCAGCUGAAUGUACCCAAUGGCCCCCAGGCCCCCCAGAACCCCCCUGUGGUGCAGUGGAGCCACUGUAAGUACUACAGCCUGGAGCAGCGGGGGCAGAAGCCAGGAGACCUCUACAACCCAGACACCAGUGCUCAGGCCAGUACCCAGCUGAACAGCCCCAUCACCUCCCCCACUCAGUCCCCAACGCCGUCUCCUGUCACCAACCUCAACAGUGUCUGCACAGGGCUGAGCCCCCUCCCUGUCCUCACACAGUUCCCUCGGCCCAUGGGCCCAGUACAAGGCGACGGGCGUUACUCAUUGCUGGGCCAACCUCUGCAGUAUAAUCUCUCUAUUUGUCCCCCACCACUGCUCCACAACCAGCCCAACUACACCAGUGCACACCAGGGGCAGACUGGAAUGAAACAUGGAAACCGAAGCAAGAGACAGACCCUCAAGUCAGCAUCCACUGACCUUGGGACAAGUGAUGUAGUGCUGGGCCGAGUGCUGGAGGUGACAGACCUGCCCGAGGGCAUCACACGGACAGAAGCUGACAAACUCUUCACUCAGCUCGCCAUGGCUGGUGCCAAAAUCCAGUGGCUCAAAGAGACUCAGGGGCUCCGUGGAGACGAGGGCAGCGGGGACACCAGUGGGACUCCAGAGAACGGCAGGCACAGUGACCUUGCUGCCUUAUACACCAUCGUGGCCGUGUUCCCCAGCCCACUGGCUGCCCAGAAUGCCUCCCUGCGCCUCAACAACUCCCUCAGUCGGUUCAAACUUCGUGUGGCCAAAAAGAACUAUGACCUACGGGUGCUGGAACGUGCCAGCUCCCAGUAGGGCUCCCCCGUGGGCACAGAGCACACUGGACUGCGGGCACUUCCCUUCCUUUCUGCCCUCCCCUUCCUCUCGCCCCGGAUAUAUUUAUAUGGACAUAAUUAAGAGACAAGAAAUUGUUUGGGUUUUGUUUUUUGGGGUGGUUUUCUUUGGUUUUUUUCUUUUUUUUUUUUGUUUUUUUUUAAUUAUUAAUAUUUUUUGAGUGAUGCCCGCGCCCACCCCACCUUACCCCUGUGUAUAUUGUUUUGUUAAGCACUGUGUUGAACUGCACAUACAGGUGUUGAUUGGUAUGUUCACUGCACAUUUUAUUUAAUCUGAUUAUUAUUUUGGGGGGGUGGGGGUGGUAUUUUUGGUUUUAUUUU
Messenger RNA from Calypte anna (Anna's hummingbird), 3864 nucleotides. RefSeq names its product R3H domain containing 2 (gene R3HDM2). The record is from RefSeq and is a predicted model, not a curated record. The coding region runs from base 218 to 3505 and encodes 1095 amino acids. The transcript has 25 exons. NCBI's taxonomy places the organism in Eukaryota, Metazoa, Chordata, Aves, Apodiformes, Trochilidae. Gene Ontology annotation, molecular function: nucleic acid binding.